Messenger RNA from Acanthosepion pharaonis, 783 nucleotides. Lineage: Eukaryota; Metazoa; Mollusca; Cephalopoda; Sepiida; Sepiidae. The record is from the annotation of a GenBank genome assembly.
AUGCUUUCCACAUACGUAGACAUUUUCCCCUUUCUGUUCUUUUUCUUUCAUUUUUCUGUUUCUCUUUUCAUUUUUCUCUCUUUCUGUCUGUUUCUUCUUCAUUUUCCGGUCAUUGCCCUUUUUUUUCUUUUUGUUGUCGUCGCCCCUUCUUUUCUUUCUCGCCCCCUUCUCUUUUUGUCGUCGUCGCCCCUUCUUUUCUUUCUUUCUCUUUCUCCCCUUCUCUUUCUCGCCCCUUCUCUUUCUCGCCCCUUCUCUUUCUCGCCCCUUCUCUUUCUCGCCCCUUUUCGCCCCUUCUCUUUCUCGCCCCCUUCUCUUUCUCGCCCUUCUCUUCUCUCGCCCUUUCUUUUCUCGCCCCUUCUUUUCUUUCUCGCCCCUUCUCUUUCUCGCCCCUUCUCUUUCUCGCCCCUUCUCUUUCUCGCCCCUUCUCUUUCUCGCCCCUUCUCUUUCUCGCCCCUUCUCUUUCUCGCCCCUUCUCUUUCUCGCCCUUCUCUUUCUCGCCCCUUCUCUUUCUCGCCCUUCUCUUUCGCCCUUUUUUUUUUUUCUUUUCUGUCGUCGUCGCCGCCGUUUCUUUUUUUUUUUCCUUUUUUUUUUUUUUUUUUUUCCUGUCGUCCCUUUAUUGAUGACAUUUCGCAAAACAAUUUCCUUCUAUCGGCGUCGGCUAGCUGCAAGGGUCAAGCAGAAAGGGACACUGCCGAUCCACAAAUUACACAGAUGGUUCCUUGCACUCUCGCUCGACAGACAUUUUUAUCAGCUUCUCCGUUUUUAUGGGGAUCGAAAUUGUAG